Molecule: messenger RNA, 303 nt
Organism: Parnassius apollo (apollo)
Lineage: Eukaryota; Metazoa; Arthropoda; Insecta; Lepidoptera; Papilionidae
Source: the annotation of a GenBank genome assembly
AUGGCGUCGUCUAGUGCUGGCGUUACGCGUUCAGGUGUGAAAAAGUAUGCACAAAAAUACUGUAAAGAAUGGGAGUAUGAUCCAAAUUUAAAAGAUUGGAUUUGUCCUGACCCCACUGGUGAAAACUAUGCAAGGUGCAAAUAUUGUAAAGUCACAUUAGUACCCCACAAGAAAGAACUUAACUAUCACGCAAAGAGUAAAAAACACAUAAAAGCUGUGUCAUUAGAUAAAGCGGCGAAGUCCUGUCAGCAAUUGUCUUUUAUAAAAACAGUUUCAAAAAGAAUAACAAAACUGCGGAAUUAA